Messenger RNA from Diabrotica virgifera virgifera (western corn rootworm), 2115 nucleotides. RefSeq names its product sodium-coupled monocarboxylate transporter 1-like. The record is from RefSeq and is a predicted model, not a curated record. Gene Ontology annotation, cellular component: membrane. The transcript has 9 exons. Bases 227 to 2020 code for a protein of 597 amino acids. Lineage: Eukaryota; Metazoa; Arthropoda; Insecta; Coleoptera; Chrysomelidae. Gene Ontology annotation, biological process: transmembrane transport; sodium ion transport. Gene Ontology annotation, molecular function: symporter activity.
GUCUUCGUUACGUAAACAACGGGCAGGAAUUAUAAAAAAAUUACACGAGAUUUUCAAUGCCGAUUAAAAUGUGACUGCGAGAUAUUCUUGAAUGUGUAACCGAUUGUUCAUGUAUACAAAAUAAUUUAAAAUUUUAACUUGUUUUUGUGACAGUGAUGUGUAUCGUUAAAAACAUUAAAUUGAAAGGUCGAUAUUUUUUAGACUGAUUCAGAACAACUCCACCACAAUGGCUAGAGAAUCUAAGGAGCUAAUAUGGGAUUAUCUCAUUUUUGUUUUUAUGAUAGUAGCAACAACCUCGUUUGCUAUAUAUUCAAAGUUCUGUGGAGCUAAGGAAAAGACAAAAGCAGAUUAUGUGUUUGCAGUAGGAAAAGUAUCGAUAUUUAAUAUGAUGUUGAGUAUAGCCCGAGGGAAUUUGGGAGUGAGAUCUAUAAUUGGUUAUCCCGCAGAACUAUUUUACAGAGGAGCCACCAUGUGGGAAUCUUUAUACGGAACCCUCCUAGCGUACCCAAUAGUGUGUUUCGUAUUCGUACCCAUGUAUUUCAAUUUGGGUAUAACUUCAGUUUACCAAUAUUUGGACUUGCGGUUUAAAUCGCGGUUGGUGAGGUGUUUGGCCUCAGGAACUUUUAUAUUAAGACAGUUUUUAUUGCAAGGAGUCACUGUGUUUACACCAUGCGUCGCUUUAAAAGCGGUUUGUGGACUUCCUUACUGGGUGUCAAUUUGUGGUAUAGGAGCAAUUAGCAUGGUUUUUAAUAUACUGGGUGGUCUAAAGGCUGCUAUUUGGGUGGAUGCAUUACAAAGUGUGAUAACUAUCCUCGUAAGUGUAGCUAUAAUAAUAUGUGGUGCUCUAGAAGCCGGUGGAAUUGGACGGGUGAUUGAAAUAAACAAAAUGGACGGCAGACUGGAAUUCUUUAAUUUUGAUCCGGACCCAACAGUACGUGUUACAACAAUUUCCGCAGUAUUUGGAAACUUAUUUAUGUCACUUUCUAUUCUUGGUUGCCAGCAAAGUUUUGUUCAACGAUAUCUCAGUAUGGGAUCUCAGCAACAGGUAACAAAGGUCCUAAUGUAUAACAUUCCGGUAAUAACAGUCCUAUUCAGUUUAGCUUGGGUUGUGGGCAUGGUGAUUUAUGCUGUGUAUGAGAAUUGUGAUCCUCUGUCUUACGGUUACAUCAAAAACUUGGAUGAAAUCCUUCCAUUUUACGUCGGAGAUCGAUUCAGCUUUUUUCCAGGAUUAUUAGGAUUAUUUAUGGCAACUCUUUUCAACGGAGCACUUAGUUUAAACGUUUCAAUUAUAAACUCAUUAGCCACGGUAACAUAUGAGGAUUUUCUUAAACCGAUUCCAGCUUUCAAAGGACUAAAAGAUUACUACGAGCUUUGGACAAUUAAGUUUAUUAGUGUAGCAUAUGGAUUUAUAAUUAUUGGAAUGAGCUUUUUAGUUAGCAUGAUCGAUGGAGUUAUAGAAGCGUCUAUGUUGGUUACUUCGGUAACGUCUGGACCCUUAUUGGGAGUAUUUUUGCUGGCUAUGUUAAUACCUGUGGCUAAUGGAAAGGGUGCAGCUUUUGGUAUAAUCCUUGGGCAUUUAGUUACAUUUUGGAUUGCCAUCGGAGCAUUUAUUAUAGACAAACCUCCAACACCUUACUUACCGUUAAACACAGAUGGUUGCAAUGAAACGUUUUUUAGCGACCACGUCAAAAGGCCAAGUGAUAUUAGUUUUAACGUUACCACAUUUAACUUAGUGAAAAAUAGCUACACGGAGACUAUUCAGGAAGAAGUUAGUAAUAAUAAGAACCCUUUAUAUCUGCUUUAUUCAGUAACAUAUAUGUACUACACGUGCAUUGGAUGUCUAAUAACAGUGUUAGUUGGCACUCUGGUAUCAUAUAUCACAAAGAGUAAACUCGACAAUUGCGAUGAAGAUUUGAUUCAUCCUUGGAUUUGGAGAAUGAAAAAUUUGUGUCGCAGGGGCAAAAGUUUUGAAUUACAAAACAUUAAUGAUAAAAAAACAAAAAAUGAUAACGUAAAUUAAGGAUAAAAGAGACUGAUAUCCAGUAUAUUUUUAUUUUAUUUGUAACAAAUAGGUUAUAAUUUUUUACGGAUUGAAAUAUAUUUUUUAUUGUUUUA